Molecule: messenger RNA, 2493 nt
Organism: Engraulis encrasicolus (European anchovy)
Lineage: Eukaryota; Metazoa; Chordata; Actinopteri; Clupeiformes; Engraulidae
Gene: spg21
Product: SPG21 abhydrolase domain containing, maspardin
Exons: 9
Coding region: 16-981 (321 amino acids)
Cellular component (GO): trans-Golgi network transport vesicle; cytosol
Molecular function (GO): CD4 receptor binding
Source: RefSeq, a predicted model, not a curated record
UAACCUUGUUACAGCAUGCACCGUGAGGUUCUGGAAAUGGAGGAGAUCAAGGUGUCUCCUGACUACAACUGGUUCCGAAGCUCAGUACCCCUGAAAAGAAUCAUCGUGGAUGAUGAUGACAGUAAGGUGUGGUCGCUGUACGACGCGGGGCCCAAGAGUAUCCGCUGCCCCAUCAUCUUCCUCCCGCCCGUCUCCGGCACGGCUGAGGUCUUCUUCCAGCAAGUGCUCGCUCUCACGGGCUGGGGCUACCGCGUCAUCUCGCUUCAGUAUCCUGUGUAUUGGGAUCUGUUGGAGUUUUGCGAUGGCUUCCGGAAGCUUCUAGACCAUUUACAACUGGACAAGGUCCACCUGUUUGGUGCGUCUCUGGGGGGCUUCCUGGCUCAGAAGUUUGCGGAGUGCACCCACAAAUCCCCCCGAGUGCACUCGCUCAUCCUCUGCAACUCCUUCAGCGACACCUCCAUAUUCAACCAGACAUGGACUGCCAACAGUUUUUGGUUGAUGCCGGCCUUCAUGCUGAAGAAGAUAGUUUUGGGGAAUUUCGCCAAAGGACCAGUGGACCCCAAAAUGGCCGAUGCCAUAGACUUCAUGGUGGAUCGGUUGGAGUCUCUGAAUCAGAGUGAGUUAGCCUCGCGGCUAACGCUAAACUGCCAGAACUCCUAUGUGGAGCCGCACAAGAUUAAAGAUGUGGCUGUUACCAUUAUCGACGUGUUUGACCAGAGUGCCCUCUCUAACGAGGCUAAGGAGGAGAUGUAUAAACUGUACCCCAACGCCAGACGUGCGCACCUCAAGACUGGAGGCAACUUCCCUUACCUGUGCAGGAGCGCAGAGGUCAACCUUUACAUACAGAUCCACCUGCGGCAGUUCCACGGUACGCGCUAUGCUGCCAUCAACCCAGCCAUGGUGAGCGCUGAGGAGCUGGAGGUGCAGAAGGUCCAGCUGGACCACAACCACGACAGCGAGGAAGACCAGCAGGACUUCUAGAACCCUCAAGACACCUCUAGAACACACCACCUGGAGUUCUAGAACCCUCAAGCAGUUCUAGAACCCACACCAGCAACCCAGCAACCGCCUGCCUCUGGCCACCUCCUCCUCCUCCUCCCCCUCCUCCCCAUGGAGGAGCUGGUGUCCAGAGGCCUUGGGUGCACAUCAAUCUAGCGCCUUAUGUCUUUUCCUCUGGCCUGUUUCCUCUGAUCUGGAUGUCACCCUGCCUCCGGAAAGGAAACGGUAAAGUUUCCCUGUGGUAAACCAGACCAGAGCAGUGCAACUUCAUCGGGGGCUUCCCCACCCCAUUCAACACCCGAUUGCAAAUGAGAAAAUGGCAUUUGAAUUGUGUUUUUAUUCAAUAAAAACUGCUGGUUGACCACAUGGAAACUUUACUGUUUCCUUUAUGGAGGUGGGAUGACAAGGCAAGAGGACACAGGCAAGAGGAAAAGACAUGAGGCACUAGAUUGAGUUGCACCCCUGAGGUGGCGAGGGUGACUACUGCACCGGAGUAAUAAUGGCUAGAGAAAUAAACCCUGUGAACUAGAGAGGCGAUAUCAGCUGUGGUCCUGACGUAUGUACACUGUACUGUACAACUCAGCAUUUCAGACGGAUUUUGAUGUGGUCUUUGUAUUGUAUUGUUUGUUUGUUUUUCUAUCACGUGUUUCAAUCAACGACAUGUUUCAGAGGAGACAAUUUUUACUUUGCCUACCGAAGGAAAUACAAUAUUUUAAUAAUGAAUAAAUGAUGACUAUUUCUGUAAAUAAUAAUUAUGAAUUGGAUACGUUCUGAAAUGACCUUGAUAGGAUGCCAUACUUUUCUCAGCCUGUUGCCUUACGUACAGAAACAGUUCCGCUUUGUUUUCUUCUCUUCGCACUUUCUAUUACAGGAAUUGAAAAUAUCUUUUUCUGUUUUUCUUUUUUCCAAAUUUAUGUUUUUUUUCUCUCUUUUCUUUUCUUUCUUUCUCUCCUCACUGCCAGCUUUUAUAUUCUGUACGGAGUCAUGCACUGAACCGAACUGAACCGUUACUAUCCAGCAACCCCAAUGAUGUGACCAGGAAUAGUAUUGGAUAAAAAGAAAAGAAAAAGAAAUAAUGUACAUUAUUGUUUCGUUUGUUUACCAGUAAAAAAUGCUUAAUUAUCCACCUCCGUCUUAUGGCUGUUCUUUCGUUAUUAUAUAAAUAAACACACAUUUGUUUAAAUGUCAAUACUUUAUUGUAGACGUAUCAUGGCACUUAAGCUCUUCCAUGCAGAGUGAGUGCACUUGUGAGUCUGGCACAUACAGUACAGUACAUAAUAUGAGGUACAUAAUAUUCAGAGGUGUCAAAGUAAAAGUAAACAGAGUUUCCUUCCUAAACAGGGAUGCAUUUCUGGAAAACGUAGUUGCUAACUAUGCUAGCUACUUUGUUAGUUGCAAUGCAAUUUUUUGCAAUUCUUUUGCCUGAGGAAGAUCCCUCUGUUGGAUUGAAACGUUGCCAUAUGUUAAAAUGAAAUAAAGUAUUUUUGGAGUUAA